AUGGGAGUUGCUGCGCCGACUGCUGUUCACGAGGUGAGACAGCUCACGCAGCUUCUGGACAGAGAGAGAGAAAAAGGUGCCGUAUGAGAUGAGACUAUAAAAAUCCUGAAAGAUUGCAAAGUCUUACUCCAAGGGGACUGUUCAAGAAGGAUUGUGAAGCAGUCCAAAGUGGAUAUUUCAGAUCACUCAGCUGAUGAUUCAGAUGUUCAUGACACCUCUGCCUUUUCUGACUCUUCGAUGGAUUCAACUCCCAAGAGAGGCCCAGUGAAACAGAAGAGAUCUGCUCCGAAACACUCACAUAAAGUGCACAAACAGAUUGGAAGGAACACAACAUCAUUGAUAACAAAUACACAUUCAUUAAAACUUGUGUCAGUGGAUUGUCUGUUAUUCCUGAAUGUUUAUUUAACCACAUUUAAUGUGCCUCCCGCCUUUGAGACUGUUGGACUGGACCGGACCACGAUUGCCCGUACAGCUCCAGUUGCCGAGCUGCAUCUGGCAGCGCCAGACAUUCUUGCAGAGAGGGUAGAGAAGCUGUCCUCUUUUGUCGAGAGAUGCCGCUCUGCCAUGACCACGAAUGAUGAAAAUAAGAUCUCACACAUGAAAAUGGACAGAGAGCUGUUGCCCAUUGCUGGUCCUAAGUAAGAAGUUACUCCGCUUGAUAUUGCUGCUCUUCUUUGUUAUUA
Messenger RNA from Oncorhynchus masou masou (cherry salmon), 683 nucleotides. Its product is annotated as coiled-coil domain-containing protein 106-like. Gene Ontology annotation, cellular component: nucleoplasm. Lineage: Eukaryota; Metazoa; Chordata; Actinopteri; Salmoniformes; Salmonidae. The record is from RefSeq and is a predicted model, not a curated record.